Molecule: messenger RNA, 393 nt
Organism: Meloidogyne enterolobii
Lineage: Eukaryota; Metazoa; Nematoda; Chromadorea; Rhabditida; Meloidogynidae
Source: the annotation of a GenBank genome assembly
AUGAAAAUUGCUCGUUAUUUAUUUGGACAUCUUUUUAGAUGUACUUUUGAUUAUUUAUGGUUGACUAAUACAAUAAUUAAUCAAGAAAUGGUUGAAUUAUUAUUUGAUGAAAACAAAACAAACAAUUUACCUCUACAAAUUCAUUGUCGAAAGCUCAUGUUUAGUUUUGGGCAUGGUGAUAUGGAACAAUUUCUGAAUUUUAUUUAUAAUUAUUUAAUUGCUGAUGAAGUUUCAAUUGAUAUUGGGCGCAAUGCUGAACCAAAAAUUAUUAAUUUAUUUGAACGUAUAACUACUACUCAAGACAAAUUUGGUUGUGUUUCUGUUACUCGUCUUUCUCUUCUUCACCAAAACCUUUAUGAUUUUAUCACACAAGUAAUAUUAAUUAAUUCUUAA